Messenger RNA from Strongylus vulgaris, 480 nucleotides. NCBI's taxonomy places the organism in Eukaryota, Metazoa, Nematoda, Chromadorea, Rhabditida, Strongylidae. The record is from the annotation of a GenBank genome assembly.
AUGGUAGCAAUCCUUCUGUUCUCGUUGGCUCUGGCCCUUACAAUGAUUCCACAAUCUUUAGCCUUCAUCAGAGCUAAGCGACACUCUCCCUCUCAAAGCCUUCAGCAUUACUUCAGGGAAAAGAGACAGCAGAGUUCUUACUACAAUUACGGUUCUGCCACACAAGGACAAAGUAACUACUAUCCACAGUACUCUUACAGCUAUCCUGCAUAUUCCGGUUAUGACUAUAGUCGACAGCCCAGCUAUGGCAGCUCAUACUACUCGCAAUAUCCCCAGUAUCAACAAUAUCCCACUUACGACUACAGUAACUACUACAAUAACUACUACAGCAAUUACUAUCGUGGCUAUGGCACAAGCAGCUAUUACCAGCAGCCAUCAAGCGGAGGUAUGCAGAGAGACCGAUGGGGUAACAGCUACAUGAUGCUCGGCAAUUUCAAGCUCAACAUCGCCUGUAAAUCUCGCGGAUGUCCGGGAAAAUAA